Lottia gigantea (owl limpet) is the source of this 1828-nucleotide messenger RNA. RefSeq lists its product as hypothetical. The transcript has 18 exons. The record is from RefSeq and is a predicted model, not a curated record. Bases 1 to 1779 code for a protein of 592 amino acids. Lineage: Eukaryota; Metazoa; Mollusca; Gastropoda; Lottiidae.
AUGGGGUGGGAUAUAGCUGGAUGGGUUGGUGGGUGGUUAGCGAUUGCUUUCCUUGCAUUUGUCAGAUUCAUUGAAAUCCACAAAUUAACUUACACAGCUACCAUCAUGGCAUUAAGUGGAAUAUUUAUUGUUUUAGUGACAGUAUUAUCAAGUCAAGUUGUUUACGGGUGUUUUGAGUCAUGCACUAUUGCAUUUAACCAAAAGAUGUCAGAAGCUGCUCGUUCAACAGAUCUUGAUGUAGUGGCUAAUACCAGCUGUUCUGCAGUCAAAGAAUAUUCUAAUUGCAUGAAGCAGUUAAUGGUGAAAUGUGAAACAAGUUCAAAACCUAUGUUGUUAUCGACCAUUCAAUCUGUCGAUCAAAACUAUAAUACGACUUGCAGAGAAAAUGCCUCAGAAAUAGUAGGUCGAGCAAUUGAAUGUACGAAUAAGGCAACUCAGUGCUACCAAACUUCGAAUAUAAGAGUGUUAAUGUCUCAAACUAAUAUUGAUCCAGUCGCCAUAUGCAGCGGUUUAGAUUAUUACACAAACUGUACCGAAGAGUUGAUGAUAUCAUCUGAUUGUAGCCAAUAUAUGGGAUUUGCUGCUACUAAAUUAGAAGCAACAAGAAAUCAUUUAGCUAAAAUGUGUGCUCCGGACGCGAGUGGGAGAGUUAAUGGACAAAAUGCCAUGUUAUGUUUUAACCAGACGUUGGACUGUUACGAUAAACACGGUGAUGUAGUUGAUACCGUGGAAGUCAAUAAAGAUAUAGAAAGGAUGUGCAAAGGUUUUGAAGAUUAUACAAGAUGUGUGACGGCUGUGAUAAAGGCUGACAAUUGCCAGCAAUAUGCCCCCCAAAUAGAAAGGGGAAUGCAGCAAACCAAUUAUCGACAUUCUGCAUUGUGUGGCCAAGAUAGUGGUAAAACAGCAAGCCGAUGUAUGAAAUUAUUUGAUGAAUGUCAUAGGCCAUUUAAUGCAUCAUUUAGUGUAGCAAGACAAUCACAAAAUUUUGUGGGACUAUGCGAAUCAGUCAAUGGUAUAGGUAAAUGCACUGCUAAAAUUCCAAGUGAAUGUCUUUACUAUCUGGGAAAAGCAUUAGCUGGUGUUGAACAAAUUCAAAGACAGUAUUCGUACAGAUGUGCUAAAGAAAAUCGGCAACAUUUUGCUUGUAAACCACUCGAGGAUUGUACCAAGAUGUAUAUGAGUAGUUUUAUUCAACAAAAAAUGUCAAGAACUGCCUCAAGCAUGUGCACGAAGACUGUUGAUACUUUAUUUCCUUGUGUAGAAAAUGCAUUAAAAACAUGCAAUAUAAGUGAAAAUGGAGUAACCGUUCAAAAGGUAGCAACAGUUGGUAAAGGUUAUUGUAGUCAAUUGACUGAAGAUAAAACAAUAAGAAAUUGUCGUGCAGUCAUGAUGUGUCAAAUGAAUGUUAAUUUUACCAUGAGUGAUCCUUUACAAAUGACAAAUGCCACAUUUUGGUGUGGUUAUGUUGGGUCAUCUGUUGAUUGUAUAAACGGUGUGAUAGAAAGAAACGGAUGUCCUAAUAUUUCACCAGAAAAGAAAACUAGCUUAUUAAAAGCAACGGAAGAUUUGAAAAGAAAUGUAGCCGAUACCUGCACAGUUCCAAAGAUUGAAACAGUUGUGGAAACUGAACUUCCUUCCGAUGACUUGAAUGAAACUAACGAGGGCAAAUCAAAAGACCAACGUAAAUCAAAAGACCAAGGUGGAAAGGCCAGCAGUCUUCAGUACGGGUUUAUCGUCAUGUUAUUGUCGUUAUUUUUUUCUUUCAAUUAUCAUUCAUAAUGUACCAGAACUAUUUCAAACCGAAACUAUUACUAAAUAAAAAGUGUUG